This is a messenger RNA of Cylicocyclus nassatus, 1016 nucleotides long. Lineage: Eukaryota; Metazoa; Nematoda; Chromadorea; Rhabditida; Strongylidae. The record is from the annotation of a GenBank genome assembly.
AUGGAAUCCCAGGUUUCAGUGGCGUUUCAAAUAUUUUAUACUGUCGUGCCGUUGAUUAGCAUUAUUGGAAAUUCCUGCAUAGUGUAUGUGACUAUUCGAUCCAGAAAUCUUCGAAGUGCUUGCAACAUCUUUAUUGCGCUAUUAUGCGGAAGCGAUGUUCUACACAUGUUUUCUCAUUAUGUGAUGCUCUCGGUGCAACAUUUCUCAUCGAAUCAACUGAUACCUCGUUUUGUCUGCAUUCGCUUGCAAUUCAUUCCUCUCUUUGGAGGAGCACUUUCUGGAAUACUUAUCUUUAGUGUUGCCGUUGAUAGAUUAUUUUCAUUAUACGACUUUUACUAUGUACUCACGAAGAGUCACAAACGUCUAUACAUUACUUUACAAGUGGGAACGGCCGUUACUUUCGCUACAGCUGCUAUCAUCUGCACAUUUUUCUUGCAAAACUCAGAUGAAGUCAUUUGUGGCAUAAUGGAUGCUAUGCACGGUCAGUUCCAGACACUGUAUUCGACUGCACUUUGCUUACUGAGUUUUUUCACUUUGGUCACGUACGUCAUUUUUCUUGUGAAAGUGAGAAGGAAGUCGAUAGAUCUAAACAUGAAAGGGAUAUACCGCUCCCUCAUUGUGACUAGUUUUGCUAUAGUGUUUUGCACACUCGCCGUUGGGUUCGGCCUUUUUGUCAGCGCCAUCUCGCACACCUAUAGUGACACUAUGGGAUUGAUUGUUGGGAUAUCUAUAAACAUCUCUAUCGCUGCUAAUUUCUUUGUAUACUAUGUCAUCAGUGAGCAGUAUCGAACAGCAAUCAACAAGUAUCUGUACAUCAGCCUCUUGAAGUCCGCUUUAGGUCUAUCUGGUACGAAAGCCAAAGCAUCUGUCGUUACUGCGAUCGCUAAAUAAAUGUUCCCAGAAGUUUUCUUUUCCUUUCAAUAGCCUUUGUUGUUUUUACAACGAUAGCCAUGAUAGGGUUUCUCAGCCUUUCAUAAGCUACUAGAUGGAUACCUUGCCUUGAAUUUGAUGUCAAC